AAGUGCAGCGAGAGAACCAAUUGGCAUCGCGGAAAAGCGACAACAAUGAUCUUCGAGAAAUGCGAGCAAUUAACUUUACAUGCCUUUUUUUAGAUAGGAUAACUUCAAAGAUUGUGUCUAACAAUACAAGAUUUAUUUUUUUCUACACAAAUAUGGUUAUCACUGAAGAGAAUAAAUCAUUUAUCGCAAUAUUGAACAAAUUGUGAUUAAUUAAUAAGAAACAAAAUUUUGCAAUUUUUUUCCGACUUUUAUGACUAAAAACCAUUUAAAAAAUCUUAGUUUUGACCAUAAGUAUUACGAUAUUUUCUUUCAAGGCAGAAGUCAAUCGGUUUAGUAGUUUCUGAGAAAAGUCUUGCACAAAGUUGAAAAACAGUUUGAGGAAAACACAUUUAAAGUUUAACAUUGUUUGGUCCAUAUGCCGCGUUCUUCAAAACGUGAAAACAAUGGCGAGCGAUUCGAAUUUUGUUAAAUUGGUUUACAGGUUUAUUCUUAACAGGUUUAUUUUAAAGAUUUAAAAACUAUUUAAAAAGAUGUUCUGUUGGACUAGUAUAUCACUUAAAAAAAAAGAAUAAAGAAAAAAUUAUAAAUUGAUGCAACUAAAUGUUAAAAGGUAUGUAAGAUGAUAGUUAAAUCACAGCGGCAGUCAAAAGCUUAAAAUUUAAGCACCCUCUUUUCGCGGAAAUGACUCAGCUUAAUGCUGUCUCAUAGAUGACAGGAGCUUUUCAGUCUUUUUCAUGCUUGUCUCAGUAGGCUUCUCAGUAGAUCAGACACUAUCUUUAGCAAGUACUGACUCUAACGUUAAUUAUGGUACGAACUAGGAAACAAGAUCAAUACUCACAAUAGUUAUUGUAUAAAACUUAUAAAAAAUUGCCUUUCUAUUCAAUCGACUGUUUAUCUCAAUAUUUUUUAUUCAUGAUUUUGUUUACUAAAAACUACUUUAAAUUACAACACUAAAAUAUAUUUUGAAAGUUUAUUAUUGGUUAUAAAUGAGAUAUAAAACGUGAGAUAAAUAAAAUCCAUUAAUCGCUUGAUAUUAUAUUCUUAAGAUAUUAUUCUAAAAAAAUAAAUAUUUCUUAGACAGUUACAACAAAUAAAUUCGAAGAUUCUUGGGAUAGAAAAAAACACUUGGGAUAGAAAAAUACAUAAGAAAUGCUGUUUAUUUUAAAUGUCAUAUGAUAUAUGUCUGAAAUUUUGUGUGUGUAACAAUAAAAAUAAAUUUCUUAAAAAUAAAUUUAUAAGUAAAAAAGUAUUACAUAGGUAUUUAAUUCGAGGAUUCGUCGUAAUUUGAACAUCACCACCAAUGUCCAAAUGUCGUUCAAAAAGAGCAACUAACUGCUUUAGAGAGCGCACAAUUUUCAUUUCCCAUCCCUCGGCUUCUCAUCAUUUGCAUCGCUAAAACGGUCUCGAUAGUAACCCGCUGUUUAUGUAAAUUAUACGGCCAUAGAUUUUUCCGCGAAAAGCGAAAACAACGGAAACGGAGCGCUACGCUUGCGUGUCGAAUAAAUUUGAUUGCAAAUUAACAUUGUCAUAUAUAUUCGCACUUAUUGUAAAAGAAAAGAAUAUUAGCAAACAAAAAAAAUUCGCGUAAGUUAACUGACGGAUACAUUAAUUAAUAGUCUUGUUUUUUUACAACAUCAAUGAAGUAUGCAACUGUUAAAUUAAUAAACAUAAAAAAUCAAUUAUUUUAUGUUUCUGUAAGGUGUUGUACGUAACGUGUCAAUCGUUAAUUAAUGUUGACUUAGCCACUUAAGGCCACAAAUUAAUUGACUCUCGUCCUGUAGUUAAUUGUCCUGUAGUAAACAUCAUCGUACCCACGUACGUUACGUCGUUAAACAGAUCACUAAUGAGAGUAAACAGAUAUGAGUUAAAUGUCUUACAAGACUGUGACACGAUUAGUUUCCUGUAUCAUGAAAACAAUAUUAAAAUAUUUUACCGUAUUUUAGACCAUGACAAUUACUUAUUAAGUCAAAUUUUCUGCCAUUAUGUAUUUUAUAUUUUAAAUGUCAUUUAAUUAUUAAUAAUUUAAAUAAUAUUUAAUUCUUCGUGCAAAUAAAAUCGAAUUACUUUCAGAAAGUACAUAAAUUCUGUGUAGAACUCACAAUAAUAAUAACAAUUCAAAAUUUAAUCUAAUAGAUUACUCAGUUCGAAAGUUGUUUUCGCUGUUAAAUUUAUUUGUAUUAUCUGCGCCGUUUAUACGCGUGCCGCCAUUAAGAGAUUAAUUUUGUUUAAAGUUCCGCGAUGGGAGGUAUUUAUAGGAAAUUGCUAGAAAUUCUGGAAAUUCGUGACGAGAAGGAUGACACGCGAGUUGUCUCGUGAAAUUCGCCCUGCGAAAUUGGCGGCUAAAAGGAUAAAAAAGUGCGAAGACACAGACUGACGCAGCGGAAGCUUGAAUCCCGCAUUAAACGUUUGAAUAUUCGAUGCAAUGUCUCGGAGAUAUCUUGAGAAUUUCCCGUCUCUAUUCCUUAUAUAUAUAGCAUCUGACGUAAAGUCGGUGACACGCAUGAUAUAAACUCGCGAAACUCGAAAGUAAUAAUCUUGACUUAGCGCUGAAACGACAGUUUCGAUAGUAAACCGUUUUAGACUUUAUGAAAAAUGUUUAUUGUGCCUCUAUAACCGUAAAAAGAAAAUUUCAAAUAAAACUUUUCUGAAAAUUAUAUAAAUAUGCAUUAUAAUAACAGAAAAUCAUCUUUUAGUGCUCGUAAAAUAUUGUAGUUUCACAUUUUUGUAAUUUUUAAAAAUUUUAAUAUUUAAGAAUUAGAAUUCACAUCUUUGGGAAUUUUUUAAGCACAAAAUUUCGCCAGAGCUGUUGAUACAAAUGAAAAAAAAAGAUAGAGGAUUAAACUUAUAUAAGAUAAACCGCGUUGAAUUCUCAUAAUUUUAAUGUGAAAGUGACUUAGAACACUCAAAAGCAUCGAGAUCGAUGUGAACGAUGAGUCGCCUUCUUACCAGGCGACAUUCGCAAAACUUUUCUGCUUUCUUCCAGGCUCUCUGCAUAUUUCCUGACAUUUAAACUUAUUCAGCGUAACUUUCGCGCGACAAGGAAGAGGCGAGAAUGUAUACCAUAGCGCCUCAACAAUAACUUACUUUUUCCCUGCUUGUCUGUCUGAUUUUCCCUUGCUUUACUCUUCGUAAUUCCAUGAAUAUCGAAUCGUUUCUUUUCUUAUCUCGCACUUGAAUUUUCUCUUUAUAUGGCGGUAGAAAUUGGCUACGCAUCGAGCCGAUUGAACGAAAAGAAAAAUCAUAUCUUUUCAUCUUAUCUGCUCAAGAAAAGAUUAUAAUAUUAUAGUACUGACUUCAGGAUAAAGGGUAGAUAAUAGGGAAUAUACGCAAACUAGUAUUAUAUAGUUCAUGAUGAAGAAGAUUUAUGUAAUAUACAAAUAUUAUAUUUUUUUAAAUUAUUUUAGAUUUGCGAAAUAAGAGAUUUUUUUUAAAUCAUAUUUUACAAUAUGAAAACAUUGAUAUUUUGUAUAUUGUUAUUAAUGAAAUAUUUGUUUGAUGUAGUUUAUUGAAAUAAAAGAUUUUCCUCUAGCUGUAAAUUUUCCUGGUUUUUAUACGUUUAUAUUUUUUUAUUGUGUAUUUAUAAAAAGCAAUAAUUGCAGUUUAAGCGAAUUGCAAAAUUUGCUCCUAUCGUAAUAUUGUAAUUAGCGAAAUAGUUGAUCAGUUAUCGUGCUCGACAGGAUCUCAGUUUUAGGAGUUUUUAAGGAAAAAAAAAAGCAAAGACCGCAUAGCAGAGGUUACAUUGGGGAAUCGAGAAUACCUAGCGAAAGUUUCUUCAAUUGGGUGAACGACGCUUUCAGGCGACGCCGGAAAUCGAGAGAACGUGGUCCGAUAUCCUUCGUGUUCCUGUUCGAUUUAACUUCGAGGGACGAAGUUGCGCGUUCACGUUGUUUCGAAACUUUAUCACCGCAACAAUAAUAUUUUUAUGCUAGUGGUAGCAACUCUGUUAAUCCCAGACGUCCAGCCGAGUGCGACGUUCAAGUUCUCGUUAUAAUACUAGCUGAAUUGAGUUCAAUAAACGAAAUGUAAAAUCACCUCUUUUAUUCUGCAUUCUUUCGUAAUGUUGAUAUUAACAAUUGACAUCAAUCAAUGUAAUUUUUUAAUUAAAAAAACUUGAAGACUCAGUUUUAAGUAUUUUAACUAUUAUCUAGUAAAAAGUUACAUGCUGUAAAGUAAACGAAAUUCGCUUCUGACAAUAUAACAGAUUUCGAACAGCAUAUUUCAAAUUGUAACGCAGAACGAUAUAUUGCAUGUAAAAAAAACUCCGUUACAUUGAUUUUCCGUGCAAAUAUACUUUCAUUCUGCUAACUUUCAAUUCUCUGAUUCGUUUGACUAUUGAUUCACAAAAUUCAAACAGCAUUAUGUUUGAAUUUUGACAGACAAAUAUUUUUUUACAAAAGAAUUGUUUGAUCAAAAAGCUGAGGAGUUACGUUCUAAAGGUUCGUUUAAAUUUCAAAAAUGGUUCUAAAAAUAUUAUUUUAAGUUAAUAUACGUAAUUUGUAAUAUAAAUAUAUAAUAUAUUAUUAUAUCGCAUUAUGAUAAUUAAAUGUAAUUUAUUGUACGUAUAAAAAUAUUAUACGCAAUGAAAAUUAUGUAUCGUGUAAAGAAUUGUAUAAUUAUAAUCUAGAUACAUUUUGGUUAUGCAACGAUGGUUGUAUAACCGUGGUGGUUAUAUUUUCUUAGAGAAAAUAAAAACAAACCUAAAAAUUUUAGAACUUUUUUCUAUAUGGUUCCAAACUACCUCUUGAUUGUCAGAAGUCUGCUCAUUACAAAAUUGAAACCGGUUGGAAAAAAACCUUGGUUUAAAUCUAAAGUAAGUUUGAAACAAUAAAAAAUGAAAACGGAUCUAAUUUAAAUAAUUUUAGUGGAAAGAUUAAAACACAUAAUUAACAAAAGACAAAACAAAUUAUAUUACAUAACACGAAAUUUGUUAUUUUUGGAAAAAAGAUCCCUUAUUAUUACAACAUUAGGCAAUACAAUGCAAAUUUGCAAACAAGAAAAGAAUUUCUCGCAAUAUUUUCGAAAUAAAAAAAUAAAUUUGAAUUUAAAACGAAUAAAAUAAAUUUAGAAGACGGCUAAAGUGAAGGACGUAUGGUCAUUGUAGCUUCCUUUUUAAGUCACAUGAAAAAUUCAGAUCCUGUAUAAGCGCGCGAAGAGUUCUUCUUUCUACUUAUACUAAGCCACGUUGCUUUUUAUAUUGUUUCAGACAUGCAUUGGCUCGUUUGCACCUGCAUCCUCACGGCGACGACGGUGCUUUCUUGCCGGCAGAGCGAGUUUCAGUGCGCCAACGGGCACUGCGUCGCCCUCAACAAAGUCUGCAAUGUUGUCGACGAUUGCGGAGAUGGGAGCGACGAGACGCGUCCAUGCUCGCCUUGCAACAAAACGUACUACGGCGACGUGGGGAAAACAUAUGAUUUGGAAUUGCAUCGACCGAAGGAAGAUAAGGUGCCUUACAUUUGCAAGCUCACCUUCAGCGCGCCAGGUGAUGAUUUCGGUGACAUCGUGCAGCUGACCUUCGACAGCUUCACUCUAGGCAAAUUCGUGUCGUUUACCGCAGAGGGAUGUCCCGACGGAUCCCUGCAAAUCUCGGAGACGCAGCGUCCCGACGUCGGCGGCCUCUGGUGCGGCACGUCCUGGGGACCCGCGAUCUACUACAGCGAAACAGCCAGCGUUUCGAUCCUCCUCAAGCUGCUCAGGCUCAGCAAAGAUCAGACGGGAUUCAACUUCGACUUCAGAAUGGCGUACAAGAUGAUCAGAAAGUCCGACGCGGUGGUGCGCUACGGAAAUCCCUUCGUCGGAAUAACGCAGGUCGUCGGGACGCCGGCGUCGACCGAGCGCACGUCCGCCGGGUACGCGAACACGUCGAUGGCGAUGCCGGUGCAAAUGGUCGAGCAACACGUGCCGCCGCCUACGACAUCGAGCUCCGAGCAGUUCUUAGGCGACCUAAUAUCCGGGACUUAUUGCUCCCGUAUAUUCACCGACUGCGACCGGAAGAAGUGCAGAUUGCAGUCGCCUAACUUCCCCGGUCUCUAUCCCCGCAAUCUCACCUGUUAUUACGCGGUGAGGCAGCACGAGGUGCCGCCGGGCAAGCACGCUUUAAUACACGUGAAGCAGCCCCGGGGCCAAUUGGUAGCCGUAAGAGCGCGACCAGCAACCCAGGCGGAAGCGCCACCCCGGGAGCUGCGUCUCUGGCAAGAUUGCGACGUCGUUCAGGACUACGUAACAGUGUAUGACGGAUACACCACCAGGGAGCCCGUGAUCCUAAAAUUUUGUGGCGGCGGGGAGCCGGUACCGGAGGCCAUCAGCAGCGGCCCGGAAAUCCUCGUGGAGUUUACUACCUCUCCUUAUGGCACCUUCUUACAUCCGACGCCGCCCCAUUCCCUACAUGGGUUUCAAUUAGAAGUGCAAGUCACGUUCGUGGACGCGGAAUCACCGACCUACGCUAAGAACAAGCGUUGCGAGUUCUGGCUGAGGGGCACCGGCGGCGGCAUCCUGGCGUCGCCCCGUCAUUCACUGCCGAACAGCACCUGCCUGUACCAUCUUCGCGGCGCCGGUCCUACCCUGCCCAGUCCGACACCGCCGCGGCCAUUGCCGAAGUUUCCGGAGCAGAGACCCGGUACCGUGUGGAGAAGACCGGCCCCGAAGCCGCCGCAGCCACAGUUCCGCGUCUGGCUGUCUAUCCUCAAGUUCCACGUGGGCACCGGUCUGUCCAGCACCGACGAGGACUGCUCGACGACGCUGAUGGUCUGGGACGGCGAGAUGAUGCCGCUGUCGGAAUGCAACGACGUCGCCUGGUAAACAGUAACAAGCCGGCCCGUAGCUCGAAAAGUUUCAAUCUCGAUUCUUAAAAGAAAGACACGUCUUGUU
Messenger RNA from Monomorium pharaonis (pharaoh ant), 6864 nucleotides. RefSeq lists its product as uncharacterized. Gene Ontology annotation, cellular component: plasma membrane. Lineage: Eukaryota; Metazoa; Arthropoda; Insecta; Hymenoptera; Formicidae. The record is from RefSeq and is a predicted model, not a curated record. Gene Ontology annotation, molecular function: protein binding.